Aspergillus wentii DTO 134E9 is the source of this 540-nucleotide messenger RNA. RefSeq lists its product as uncharacterized. The record is from RefSeq and is a predicted model, not a curated record. The transcript is spliced from 2 exons. Lineage: Eukaryota; Fungi; Ascomycota; Eurotiomycetes; Eurotiales; Aspergillaceae. The annotation marks the transcript as partial.
UUUUCUUUUUCUUUUUUUUUUUUCUUUUUUUUCUCUCUGGUUGUUUGGUUGAUGGGUUGUUGGGGAAGUAGAAGUAAGACGAAGAUAAGAUGGUAAUAUAUGUCAAGAUAGAUGGAAGGCGGGAAGGUGGGAAGGGACAAGUAUCAAAGGAGUGACGAAAGAAGUGACAAACGAAUGACAAAAGAUGGGAAUAGGCAGAAGCAGGAGCAGAGGCAGAAGCAGAAAAUGAUGAUGAUGAUGAUGAUGAUGAUGAUGAUGCAGGAAGAUGGGAGAUACGGCAAAAAAAGAGCGAAGAGACGAGUAGAGAAGACGCAGAUGAUGCAGAUGAAGAAGAUGCAGAAGAAGAAGAUGCAGAAGAAGAAGAUGCAGAAGAAGAAGAUGCAGAAGAAGAAGAUGCAACUGAUGCUGAUGCUGAUGAAGACGAUGCAGAAGAGGGAAGAUGCAGACAAAGACGAAAACGAAGAAAAUAAUAAAUAAGAAGAUGAAGAAGGAUGAAAGGAAGAAGAAACGAACGUUGAUAAGAAGAAGAAGAAGCAGAGU